This is a messenger RNA of Morone saxatilis (striped sea-bass), 5270 nucleotides long. Its product is annotated as glutamate receptor-interacting protein 2-like. The transcript has 23 exons. Bases 236 to 3499 code for a protein of 1087 amino acids. Gene Ontology annotation, molecular function: protein binding. The record is from RefSeq and is a predicted model, not a curated record. Gene Ontology annotation, biological process: neurotransmitter receptor transport, endosome to postsynaptic membrane. NCBI's taxonomy places the organism in Eukaryota, Metazoa, Chordata, Actinopteri, Moronidae.
GAGAAAAAAAACGUCAUAGGGUUAGAUCUGAAUCUCUCCUCUUUUUUUAAAAAAAAAACCUGGACCUGUUUGUGGAGUGGCUUGGAAAGACUCACCUGAGAGGACUGGAAGUCCUCCAGAGAGGGAGGAGAACAUGAAAACAGCAGGACAGGCAGCUACAGCAACGUCUACGAGAUGUGUGUGAGAGUGUCAGGGAGAGGACAGAAUCCAUUUAUUCCUUGUCACUGGUCAGAAAAUGAACAUGUCAGCAAGGUUAGUGUUUGGGAAGGGGCGCCUCACUCCCAAGCAGCUCUCCUUCGCUUUCCCUCAAACAGAUUCUCUGAGGAAAGGCGGUCGGUCUGCAGGAGGAAAGAGGAGGAUGUUCUCUUUUUCUCUCAGAUGUCGACUGGGCAUCAUCAGAGGGAGAACCAAAGAUGAAGGACCGUACUCAAAGGGGAGCAAGGAGUCCGCUGCAACUGACCAAUCACAUUCGUCCCAGAGGCGCAGCUUCUCAGCAGAGGAGUACCGUGGAGUGACCACGGUGGACCUGAUGAAAAGGGAAGGCAGCAGCCUUGGCCUCACCAUCUCCGGAGGGUCUGAUAAGGACGGCAAGCCCAGAGUGUCAAACCUACGGCCAGGUGGGCUAGCUGCCAGGAGUGACCAGCUGAAUGUUGGAGACUACAUCAAGUCAGUGAACGGCAUCAACCUGUCAAAGCUCCGCCAUGAUGAGAUUAUCAGCCUGCUGAAGAACAUCGGGGAGCGAGUGGUGCUGGAGGUGGAGUACGAGCUGCCGCCAUUCGUCCAGAACCCCUCAGGAGUCAUAACCAAAACCAUUGAAGUGUGUUUACACAAGGAGGGAAACAGCUUUGGGUUUGUCAUGAGAGGAGGCUUCCAUGAGGACUGGCGCAGGUCUCGUCCUCUGGUGGUUACAUGCGUCAGGCCUGGAGGACCCGCUGACAGAGAGAGCACUUUGAAGGCCGGAGACAGAGUAUUGAGCAUAGACGGGAUGCCUUUAAACAGAGAGAAGCAUGCUGACGCUUUGACCAUGCUGAUGCAGAGUGGCCAGGAAGCACUGUUCCUGAUUGAGUAUGACGUCUCUGUCAUGGAGGCAGUGCAGCAAGCCUCAGGCCCUCUGCUGGUGGAGAUAGUGAAAAGUCACUCUGCCAGCCUGGGGAUCAGCCUCACCACCACAAUAUACAGGAACAAACAAGUUAUUAUUAUUGACAAGAUAAAGCCAGCCAGCGUGGUGGAAAGGUGUGGAGCGCUGCAUGUAGGUGACAUCCUUCUUUCUAUAGAUGGGACCAGCACAGAGCAUUGUUCUCUGAUGGAGGCCACGCAGCUGCUUGCCAGCACUUCUGAUGUUGUAAAACUGGAGAUUCUCCCAGCCAGCCAGAGCAGGCUUCUUGUCAGACCGCAAGACACAGUAAAAGUGCAGAAGAGCAACCAUCAUCCAUGGGACCAAAGCAGCAACUACUGCCAUCCCCCACAUGCCAACCAUGGCAAGACAUGGAGCAGCCCAAGCCACCCACACAACCAGCAGGACCACUGCAAAUCUCUGGUGAGUGGUGGCUUCUCCCCUUCCUCCACAGCCACCUCAGGCUUCAGCAGCCAGGGUAGCAACACGUUGCCCUGCCCCAUCCCUUCGAUCGCUCCUAACAGUCCCCGCAGCUCGACUGGCAAGAGGAGGAACAGGAAGAAGGACCACAAGAGCUCACGUAUGACAAACCGCCCUGCUUUUUGUUCCACGUUAAAGCAUUGGUUCAACCCAUUGUGUGGGCUGCUGCAGGUUGGGGACAGACUGUUGUCCAUUAAUGGGAUCCCAACUGAAGAUGGCACUUUGGAGGAAGCCCAUCAGCUGCUCAGAGACUCCGCACUGGCCAAUAAGGUCACGGUGGAGAUUGAGUUUGAUGUUGCAGAGUCAGUGGUUCCCAGCAGUGGCACCUUCCACGUUAAACUACCCAAGAGGAGAGGAGUGGAGCUGGGCAUCACCAUCAGUGCAAGUAAGAAACCUGGCAAGCCCCUCAUCAUCUCUGACAUCAGGAAAGGAAGCAUAGCACACAGAACAGGCACUCUGGAGCCUGGAGACAGGCUUCUGGCCAUCGACAGCGUGCGUCUGGAGAACUGCACCAUGGAGGACGCUAUGCACGUCCUGCAGCAGGCCGAGGACAUGGUCAAGCUCCGCAUCCAGAAAGAUGAGGACAACAUUGAUGAGUUGGAGAUGUCCGGCUCUAUAAUCUACACAGUUGAGCUGAAGAGAUAUAACGGACCACUCGGCAUCACAAUUUCUGGCACAGAGGAACCAUUUGACCCCAUCGUCAUUUCUGGCCUCACUAAGAAAGGCCUGGCAGAGAGGACCGGAGCCAUCCAUAUAGGAGACCGAGUCCUGGCCAUUAAUGGGGUCAGUCUGAAAGGAAAGCCACUAAGCGAAGCCAUCCAUCUCCUGCAGAUGGCCGGGGAGUCAGUCACCCUCAAGAUAAAAAAGCAAGCCGACCAGUCUGACGGUCGGCAGCUUCUGGACAGAGAAGCUGGCUUUCUAAGUGAUACAGAGGAUGAACUGACAGACUUCCAGAAGACCAGUAAACACUCAGAGGUCUACUCUGCCACUGUGCCCAGUAUAGACUCUGCAAUGAGCUCCUGGGAUAGCUCAGGGUUUGACGCAGGCUACAGUAGCCAAGGGACAUAUCUUCACAAAGCGUCCGAUAUAUUGCUCAAUCCAAAUGAGUGGCGGCGUACAAAGCACAGGAGCCAAACCGGUUCCAGCACUGCAGGCCUAGUCCACCACCCAGCGCUGUACGAUGGGAGAUUCACUGAGGAUGAGUGGGACAAGAUACCUGGAUUCAUCAGCCCUCCUCGUUGCCAUGGCACCCUGAACCAGGAAGACAGCUUCUGGUCCCAGGCUCUGCAGGACCUCGAGACCUGCGGCCAGUCAGAGAUUCUCAGGGAGCUGGAGGCAUCCAUGACAGGUAGCGCUUUUAGUCUGUACCUAGAGGAGAGCAAGACCAACGAAGACUCAAUGUUUCAGUCUGAAAUUAGUCCCAUUAAGAGGGAUGGAAUUCAUGGCGACCCUAAGAACAAAAGCAACCUGAACAUGCCAACUGGAGCCAGAGACGUACCAUCCCGGGGCAAAGGGGACCCCCCUGAUAUUUUGUCCCCUACCACCCUGGCACUGCACAAGGUGACCAUAAGGAAGGACCUUGAGAGCCGUGACUUUGGUUUUAGUGUAUCAGAUGGGCUCCUGGAAAAAGGGGUUUAUGUCAACAUGAUCCGCCCGGAUGGCCCCGCUGACCAAGCAGGGUUAAAACCUUUUGACCGAAUUCUUCAGGUGAACCGUGUCAGGACCAGGGACUUGGACUGUUGUCUAACAGUGCCCCUAAUUAUAGAGGCAGGAGACUGCCUGGACUUGGUCAUUAGCAGGAAUCCACUGGCAGCAGGAGACACCCGGCUGCCCGACAACUGUGACGACCCUUCAAACCCCCUUUUCUGCUUUCCAGAGCGCCGGACCAACAGCAUCGCCCUGUGACCACAAACACUAGCUUUUGAAAGCACUAUAGCAUCGGGACCCUCACACACAUCACGGACGGUUAAAUUUGUCACAUUGUACCUCUCAGACAGACCUUCACACUCAUGUUCAACACGCCUAAAAGCAUCUCUCACUCACAAAGAUACAAGUGCAUGUGUUCACUAUUGCCAGUUUUAGUCACUGUGUUAACAUGACUCAGAGGAGGCUCUGGCUUCAGGGCAACCCCCUCCCUCCCAACCACUUCCCUCUCCAGAGGCAAAGCCACAUGCAGGAUUAUAUAAGAGGGGGAGUCAUAGCUUCUGACUGAGCCAGAAUAUCAACACACACGCCUCAGCUCUGGAGAGAGUCAAAUGCUGCACACACACUGCACGUUUUUACUAUACUAAUAUGCACAUGCAAUGCUUCACAUGCAUAUAGCACACACACACUAGCACACACACACAAACACACACACUCUGACACACAGGGUGCUGAUGGUUUAAAAUCACGUUGUGCGUAUUUUAGUUAUUUCGGCCACAACUUGGCUCACUGCCCUCGUUUCCAGUCUCUCCUCCACGCUGCCUGCCCCAGAGAGGUGACAGUGUCUCCAAAUAGACAGAAUAUGCUCUCUGUUACUUGCCAAGUAUCAUUAACUACAUUUUAAAGCCCCUUAUAUCUUAAUACCAGGAAUGCUUGUAAAGACACUCUAACCUUUUAUGUUUUAAAGUGGGUGUCCCCUGAUGGAUGGAAAAAUAGUUUCUGAAUGAUUUAAUUUUUUUGUUCCUGUUUCAAUGACUCCACAUCCACAUGUUUACAAAGAUAUUGUUUUCAGUUUCUUUCUAACACUGCGUUUGCACAUGAUGCACAUUUCUCUGACAUGAUCUCUACCCUUUCACUUUUUCACACCUCACUUUCACUAUGUGAAUCUGCGUCUCUGUGGCAUUGCACCAGAAUGACUUAUGGGUUGGUUUGUGAUCAAUCACUGAUGCUUCCUUAAGUGAAUCACUCAUCCUUUCCCAAAACGGAGGAUGAAAUGCCUUUUCAAUUUUCAGUGAUGAAUGAUUUUCUUGUUUUCACUUUCACAUGUGACUGGAUUCAUUUAUCAGUUUUAUUCUUCUCUGCAGUAGCUGUUUUUCCUACCAGUAUCUAUAAGCAUGUUAAGCAUGCAUAGGGUUUGUCCUCAGAAAGUAGCUCUUCCUUACACUAAAACAUCGGAGUAAUCUGUUUGUUCCAACUGAUUCCUUGUGAGGAUGCUCCCUUUUUUAUCAUGACAUUGUGUUUUUAUAAAGCUUUUGUGUAAGAAAAUUUGGCCUGCUCAUCCAACUGCCUCUCUGGAAAUCAGAAACAUUGUUUCAUGUGAAGAUGUUGUGAGAUAGUUGCACUGUCCCGUUUAGAGCAGCCUGAGACUGAUUAAUCCUUGGGAUGGUAACUUUUUUCAAUCUGAUUUCAGACUAAUGUCUUAUAUUAAAUGUCAUGUUGUAUACAGAGGCCUAUUUUUAAGGUUUUAUAUUCAUUUGCUGUAAUGUACCUUUUAUUUUACUGUAUAAUGUAUCAUGGUAUGCAGUGCUUUUUAUUUACAUUACAUGCACAUACAGUAUAGUAUCUUAACGUAAGCUGUGAUACUGAAUGUGGCUAUACAUUUUCUUUGGUUAAUUCCACGUCCUCCCUGAAUACGUCAGGAAUCAUUUCAAAGGAACUUGAAAGAUUUAUUGGAUAUUAUUUUAUUUUUGUUAUUUAUUUAUUAUAAAUUAAGAAAUGUAUUACUUUUUAUGGGAAUAAAGUUAUGAAACCG